Messenger RNA from Gadus morhua (Atlantic cod), 4897 nucleotides. RefSeq names its product multidrug resistance-associated protein 1. The transcript is spliced from 14 exons. Gene Ontology annotation, biological process: transmembrane transport. Gene Ontology annotation, cellular component: membrane. NCBI's taxonomy places the organism in Eukaryota, Metazoa, Chordata, Actinopteri, Gadiformes, Gadidae. The coding region runs from base 1907 to 4807 and encodes 966 amino acids. The record is from RefSeq and is a predicted model, not a curated record. Gene Ontology annotation, molecular function: ATP binding; ABC-type transporter activity.
UCUCUCUCUCUCUGUCUCUCACUGUUCCUCUCUCCAACAACUCUCUGUCUCUCUUUUCAACUCUCUCCAUCUCUCUCUCUCGCGCCCUUUUACUCAAUCUAAGAAUAGCUCUUGUUACUAAGACACAUAUUCUCUUCCUGCCCUCGGUCAAAUGCAGCCUGUAUUUUAAACAGCACCACCUAUAGACGUUAACUGUACAGCUGUGAACUAUGUUUAGGUCCAUGCAGGAAGGAGGUAAAUGUUUUGGUUGUUGCUUGAUAUCAAAGAGAACAUACUAGGCCAACCUUACCUUUCUGAGAGAUUUUUUUAAAACCAGUGAAACCAUUUCCUCUUCCUUCUACUAAAUUAUAAUUCCCCAAAUGAAAACAGUACACACUGGAACUAAGAUGCUCCCGUCCGGGUUUUAAGCCUUGGAUGAAUGUUCUGUAAAUCCAGAACCAACACAGAUCCAUUUCCUGAACAAGACAGUUCUGAGAUGAACUAGUGUGUCACCAUGUCGCCAUUGCACCAGAUGCACCUGGUGUCUUUCUUGCGUGAAGACCUCAAUGUACAAGGUGACCCUGAGACUGCUCAAGACUUAGAACAGACUGACAAUAGCUCAUUCUACUCUGCAUCUUAAACACACUAAGAUUGCUAUGCUGGUAUAAGUAGAGACAAUAAGGCAGGCGAUGGACACAAGGUCCAGCCUAAUUUGGUCGAGCAGCUAAACCACUGGAAAGUUACAGUUACAGUUCAGUUCCUGUUACAGUUCAAUAGGCUGUCACAGUUCAAUAGCCUGUUACAGUUCAAUAGACUGUUACAGAUCUAUAGCCUGUUACAGUUCAAUAGGCUGUUCGAUUUCUGUAGCAUGUAACAGUUUACAAAGCUGAAGACGAUGUGAGAAACAAGGUAGAAUCUGUGAUUCUGUGCUUCUGCAGAACAAUUAGUGGAGUCAGCAAUCGUCAAUGACUCAAUUCCAGUUGAGGCAAGAACAACUUAGGAGUUCAAAGCUCUGCCGAGGUGAUGAGAAUCGCCGUAUCGCUGUUCAUCAGUGUCUCACAUUUCCACACUUGGAACCCUUACAAAAAUGUAAGGGAGUGCCAAAUUUAAAUUAAAAAACCGUCAAAGGCAAAGUUUAAUAACCCUGCAACAUUUAGCUGAAGCAUUUUAUUACAAAACCUGGAUCACGGGAUAAGGGUCCUGUAAAUGCCCAGACCUCAUCUUUCUGCGUUAUCACCAUGAAUAAGGACCAUGGCAACAACCCAAUCGGCACGACAAUAACCCUGUCAGCACGGCAACGUUGAUGAAAGCAGUGGCACCGGGACCACUCUUAUUAAAGUAUCACGUUUGCAAUCGCAAUGUGAAACCGGACUGUAGUUUAUACUGAAUAUCGUAUCCCUUUACCAACACAUUAUGAAUUUCAUAAUAAUGAAUAUACGAUUCAAAUUCAUUUCAAAACAAAAAGUAGUUUUAAUCUGAAGAUUGGAGGCAUGUUUUAUCUUCAGAGUACAGGAGCCCUCCCUCUCCUCCAUCUCACACCCCCUCGCCACUAUGCCCCACGGUAAAAAAUAGCCCCCCUGACCGCUAUCCAAAUAACCUGUCUGUGAUAGUUCACCGUAAUAACCCGAGCCAGGGGCGAGGAACAAGAUAAACAGUGAGCAAAUUGUGCAAGAAAGGCUUUAGUGUUUGUGUGACAAGUCAGAUUUCUUUAGAUAAAGUGUUGUGUACACCUGCGACCGGCCCUGCAGCGGACCGCAGGAAUCAGACGGCCGUGUGAGAGCCUCCCACGCAGGGACUCUCAAGUCAUUCAGGAGCUGGGGGGAUUCGGUUCCAGCGUUGCCCUUUGAGAGAACAGUAGCAAGGACCUACAGCGGGUACAAGACGCUGCUUUCAUUACGUAUAUCGUGACAUUAGGAUCGAAUCGGCAAUGCUACGUUUGUGUCCGGACUGGAACCGCACGUGGUACACAGCCAGCCCCGACCUCACCCACUGUUUCCAGAACACGGUGCUGGUGUGGGUGCCCUGUGUGUACCUCUGGCUGCUGGCCCCCUUCUACUGCCUGCACCUCUACUGCCAUGGCAACGGACGCAUCCGCAUCUCCUGCCUCUGCACCGCCAAGAUGGUGCUGGGCUUCCUGCUGGCCUCCUUCGGCUUCGUGGAGUUCUUCUACAUCCUGCUGGAGAGGAGCGGGGAGAUCCACCAGCACAUGGUGUUCCUGCUCAGCCCCAUCGUGCGCAGCGUGACCGUGAUCCUGGCCUUAUUCAUCAUCCAGCUAGAGCGGCUGCGAGGAUGUCGUUCCUCCGUGUUCCUCUUCCUCUUCUGGGUCCUGGCCGUGGUCUGUUCCCUGGUCCCACUCAGAGCCAAGAUCCAGUUGGCAGUGGACGAGGGCAUCGGCUCCGACGUGGUCCGCUUCCUGGCCUUCUUCUCCUACUUCACCCUGCAGCUGGCCCAGCUCGUCCUGGUGUGCUUCGCUGACCGGCGCUCCGAGGGGAAGAGCGGCACUGAGAAGAACCCCUGUCCCGUGAAGGAUGCCUCGUUCCUGUCCAAGAUCCUCUUCUGGUGGUUCACCGGUCUGGUGGUGAAGGGGUAUCGCUCGCCCCUGGAGGCCGACGACCUGUGGCACCUGAGGGACGAGGACAGCUCCGAUAAGAUCCUCUCCGACCUGGAGAAGGAGUGGAACGCCGAGUGCGCCCGCAUUCAAAAGCAGGAGAAGGUCCUGGCCUCGGGGACCGCCCUGGGGGCCAAGCUGCCCGACCAGGCGCAGCUCCUCCGGAAGCUGCAGCGGGAGCAGAGCUCCGGCUUCUUCCUACUCCGCACGCUGACGCGCAAGUUCGGCCCGUACUUCCUGACCGGGACGCUGUGCAUCGUGUUCCACGACGCCUUCAUGUUCGCCAUCCCGCAGGUGCUCAGCCUGCUGCUGGGCUUCAUGAGGGACGACGAGGCGCCUCUCUGGAAGGGCUACUUCUACGCCACGCUCAUCUUCCUGCUGUCCUGCCUGCAGUCGCUCUUCAACCACCAGUACAUGUACACCUGCUUCACCGUGGGCAUGCGCGUCAAGACCGCCGUCAUGGGCCUCGUCUACAGGAAGUCUCUGGUGAUCAACAGCUCUGCCCGGAGGACGUGCACCGUGGGAGAGAUCGUGAACCUGGUGUCGGCUGACACCCAGAAGCUCAUGGACUUCGUGGUGUACUUCAACGCAGUGUGGCUCGCGCCCAUCGAGAUCGCUCUCUGCCUCUUCUUCCUCUGGCAGCAUCUCGGGCCGUCUGCGUUGGCCGGGAUCGCCACGGUCAUCCUCAUCUUCCCACUCAACGGGUACAUCGCCAAGAAGAGGAGCAAAUUACAGGAGGUCCAGAUGAAGUUCAUGGACGGUCGGAUUCGCCUGAUGAACGAGAUCCUGAGUGGGAUCAAGAUCCUGAAGUUCUACGCCUGGGAGAAGGCCUUCCUGGAGCAGGUCCUGGGCUACCGGGAGAAGGAGCUCCAGGCCCUGAAGAAGUCCCAGGUCCUCUACUCCAUCUCCUUCGCCUCCUUCAACUGCUCCUCCUUCCUGAUUGCCUUCGCCAUGUUCGGUGUCUACGUCACCAUCGACGCCAGGAACGUCCUGGACGCGCAGAAGGUCUUCGUGUCGAUGGCGCUGAUCAACAUCUUGAAGACGCCACUCAGCCAGCUCCCCUUCGUGAUGAGCACCACCAUGCAGGCUAUCGUCUCGCUGAGGCGUCUGGGGAAGUACCUGUGCUCAGAGGAGCUGAAGGGGGACAACGUCACAAAGGCCGCCUACAGUCUGGGUAAGAGGACACCGCGCCAUACCCCACCACCUCAUGGCUCUGGGUCUGUUCACCAUACCCCACCACCUCAUGGCUCAGGGUCUGUUCACCAUACCCCACCACCUCAUGGCUCUGGGUCUGUUCACCAUACCCCACCACCUCAUGGCUCAGGGUCUGUUCACCAUACUUCACCACCUCAUGGCUCUGGGUCUGUUCACCGUACCCCACCACCUCAUGGCUCUGGGUCUGUUCACCAUACCCCACCACCUCAUGGCUCUGGGUCUGUUCACCGUACCCCACCACCUCAUGGCUCUGGGUUUGUCCACCAUACCCCACCCCCUCAUGGCUCUGGGUCUGUCCACCGUACCCCUCCACCUCAUGGCUCUGGGUCUGUCCGCCGUACCCCACCACCUUGUGGCUCUGGGUAUGUUCACCGUACCCCACCACCUCAUGGCUCUGGGUCUGUUUACCGUACCCCACCACCUCAUGGCUCUGGGUCUGUCCGCCGUACCCCACCACCUCAUGGCUCUGGGUCUGUCCACCGUACCCCACCACCUCAUGGCUCUGGGUCUGUUCACCAUACCCCACCACCUCAUGGCUCAGGGUCUGUUCACCAUACUUCACCACCUCAUGGCUCUGGGUCUGUUCACCGUACCCCACCACCUCAUGGCUCUGGGUCUGUUCACCAUACCCCACCACCUCAUGGCUCUGGGUCUGUUCACCAUACCCCACCACCUCAUGGCUCUGGGUCUGUUCACCGUACCCAACCACCUUAUGGCUCUGGGUCUGUUCACCAUACCCCACCACCUCAUGGCUCUGGGUCUGUCCACUGUACCCCUCCACCUCAUGGCUCUGGGUCUGUCCACCGUACCCCUCAACCUCAUGGCUCUGGGUCUGUCCACCGUACCCAUCCACCUCAUGGCUCUGGGUCUGACCACCGUACCCCACCACCUCAUGGCUCUGGGUCUGUUUACCGUACCCCACCACCACAUGGCCCUGGUUCCCGUACACAGAUGGAACCACAAGCUGUCAGAACCAAUUUAAAAACCGAUCUGGAAGCGGUGUAGUUUAUAUCAGCGGUGGUUUGGAGGCCUUAGAGGUUGAUGUGUAUUGUCAGUUUCCCCCCGGCUGCCAGGCAGACAGGGUAAUUAUGGGAU